CCACCACCGCCGUAGUAAGGCAAUGUCAAUGUUUGCAAUGUACAACAAUAAACCGGUUAGAAACGUGUAAAAAUCCUUUAGAAUCGUGCUCAUUAAACUGGCGAAAGAAUGUCAGCUGAUGGGGUGGGAAAUAUAUAACAAGAGACCCCGUUUCGGAAGAAAACUAGGAUGAAUGUGUGGAUGGAAGCGGUGGCGAGAGGCUGCGCGGCGCGGGCUUCGCGCAUCACGAAGGUCGGCCCAGCGCGACCGACGCGAGUCCGACAAGCAACCUCGAUCGAGGAUGCGAAGGGGGAGGGAGAGAGCAAGCGAGCGAGUGAGCGGCGAGGACCUGGAGGAGGUGGGCGCCUACCGCGCGUCGGAUCUGGCUUGGCUUACACACAUGGCAUUCAAGGCCAGUCGUGGUCCAGACCGCUCACAAAGCGUAGCUUUGACUCUACAAUCGGGAAGGUUUAAAUACCCCUUACGGUGUUUUCCCAUCUCGAGCUGUAACUGCAAUCGAUAUCACCCGCAGUGAAUUUCUUGCUGACGAGAGUGGUCGUGUGGCGACGAAACCAUCGAGCUUGUUGAAACGAAUCCCGGUGUGUCUUACCCCCGGGAGUCGUUGCAGCUCUUACUGUUUCUCGCUCUCUCUCGCUACUUGCAUCUCUUUCACGGCGAUGUGCUUGUGCCAGAACGCAUUCGAAAGCUCUAGCGGGCUGGUAGUGAAGGAGGUCGUUGGAGAGUUGCUGAGACGGGAGAGAGUGUUGGGUUGGAUGGUUGUUUCGUUUUAGGUGGGUUGUGGAGAUGUGAACUGGGUUUUUGCAGUUUGGGAAUUGAUCAUUUGAUUGAGAUGUGGUGGACAUGAUGGAGAGAGGUGGUUUGCGUGACUUGAGGUCUACAUUGGACGUUUGUGCGGUCGGAAAUAGCUGGGAUACUGCUGUUUGUUUGAUUCGCUUGGUGGUGUGAGAGAGAGUGUGUGUGUGUGUGUGUGAGAGAGAGAGAGUGCGAGAGUGUGGAUGUGUUAAUGAGUGUGUUAUUUAGUUUGUGCAGAUAGAAGUGUCUGUUCUUUUUGUCGAUUGAUCGAAUGAGGGAGUGUGUCCGGAGGGGAUUGACGUGGAGGCUGUGCAGCGUUUCUAGGGGUGGAGUUGUUGUUGGUGUUGCGUCGCGUUACCGCAACAUUGUGUGUUUUAAGAUUCUGAGGGAGCCAGGGUGGAGAGAAAAUCUUGGAGAGAAUCGAACGUAGCUUUGUUGUUUUUUAUUUUUUAUUUUUAUUUUUUUACUUACUGUGUUUGUGGAUUCACCCCCUUCUCCUCUCCUCUAAAAUUCCGGUCUCGUGGACACGCGGACCUUUCCAUUGGGUUAGGAGGUUUGUCAAUGACGCCAAGAGUAAUGGUUGGGAUAGUAAUGACGAUUUGCAAGGUUCAUCGCGCAUGACAAGGAGGACACGAUCAGGAGCAGCAUCAUAUUUUCGAAGGUUUAGCCUCAUGCUUGUGAUAUUUGGAGGGCUUUCUUGAAUUCAAGAAUUUUGUACACUUACUCAGGGCAGGAAUAAAAAUAUUUCAGCAGCUGAUCUUUCCAACACGACGCUGUUUUGAACCACUUGCAUAGUUUCGAUGAGGCCGCCUUGAGCAAUCCUGGUUCUGGUUGCGUGCAUCAGAGAGUGAAACGUUGAGGAUGUGGAUCUCAAGAUUCAAGAAAGUGACGUAUUUUCAAUAUUGUUCAAAUCGGCCGUUGGAAUUGUGAUUGAAUCCUUUCCCUGCCGCAGCCUUUUCAAGCGUGAAAAUAAUUCUCGGUAGUUUAGAAUUGGACAAUUCCUUGACAGCGGAGGCGACUUUCUACUUCUCGGAUGUGGUGGGUUUCAAUAGAAAUGCAGAGGUGAGAGAGAAGUGCAGGAAGGCUAUUUUUCUGUAGCACAGAGUGUCGGGCGGUAUGGGAAACCCGGCACAGGGGGAGCCUUCUUUCAUUGCGGAGAAGACGAUGGAUCAGUUUCUUCUCAUGUUCUAUGUAGUGUCAGUGAUGUGCUGUUUAUGGAUCGUUUCCUCCGUGAGUUCGAACUGCCUCUUUUUGAGCCUCCUCGGCGGCUACCUGUUCUGGAUUCUGAAACAAUGUUUGGAGAGGGAGAAGCGGGAAAUUCUGUUCGAAGAGAGGAAAAGGGUGAACGCAAGUAAGGCAAUGACGGAAGGCGAGACGCUGCAGUGGUUGAAUGAAAGCUUGAAUGUCAUGUGGCCGAUAUGUAUGGAGAAGUUUGCUUCACAGCACUUCUUCACACCCAUUGCGCCGUGGUUUUUGAAAAAAUUCAAGCCCAAGUAUGUGAAGGAAGUGACGCUGCAAUCUCUUCAUUUAGGAAGCACCUCACCCCUUUUCAGCCUCAUACGCGUCUUGCCAGCUUCCCAAGAUGAUGAUGUGAUUUUUGAGGCAGAAAUGGAGUUUUCGUCUGACAAGGACAUGAAAGCACAAAUGUCAGUUCAAAUGAAACACAUAAAUACCACCACCACUUUUUAUAUCUCAAAACUUUACAUCAAAGGCACGGUCAAGUUUUCGGUGAAGUUCGAAAAAGGUUGGCCUAUUUUAGGUCGAGUACGCUUCUGCUUUGCUAAUGCUCCCUAUAUCGACAUGACCGCUCGGCCAUACGCCAAGAAGGGUAUCGACAUGAGGAUCAUUCCAGGAGCUGCAAGCUGGCUGGAGGAAACACUGGGCACAGCACUGGAGCAAUCUGUCGUUGAGCCAUACAUGUUGGUCAUCGACAUGAAAAAGCUCGUCAGCAACAUGAUGUUUCCUGGGCCGAUAUCACGAUAUGGCCUGCAAGAUUUUUUUAGUGUGGAGCACAAAUCGGGUGUCAUGGUGUUAGUUGAAGUUUUGGAGGCCGGCGAGCUGAAGGCUGGAAAUGCUGCUGGUUUGCCUGAUCCAAUGGUUGAGUUAUUACUGGGGACGCGAAGAGAAAUAACCAAACCAAAGUUGCAGACGGUCAAUCCAGUGUGGACACGUGAGAUGCAUCGUAUGCCCAUAGUGAACUGGGAGUACCCAAAUAUUCUCACCUUGCGCGUGAUGUCCAAGCCUAGCUGGGGACGCUCAGUUGACCUUGGGAUAUGUAGUAUUGCAGUGAAAGAAUUUCAGAACGGUGAACGGAAAGAAAAGAAAUUAAGACUUGAAAGUGUGAAUAAAAAGGAGUAUAUGGGUUGGAUAAAAUUUGCAAUAACUGUGGAACAUCACAACGGUUCUCAAACUCCUGAGGAGCGACACACGACUUUUGGAUCUCAGCCUCAAACUCAGGAAAUUGCAAGCAUUACGCCACCUGAGUCUACCGCCACAAGUAGAAGCCAAGCACUUGGAACCAGAAUUAAAGCUUUCAUGCAUAUGCGAAACAGCUCCACUGAGGUUGAAACUGCAAUCCUCGUGCGGGCUGCAACCUCCGAACCAAGUGAGAUUGAUGGUGGCAGCACUGAUAUCAUAGAAAUGCCCUCUAACAUUCCUCCCGGCUCCUUCUCAAUUCAAUGUCCUGAAAAAGAGGAAACCUCGUAUUUUACUUCUGAUCCUAGGAGAAGAUCUAAUGCAAAGAAGCACAAGAAGGACAAGAGCGCACCGGGUUGCAAGGAGAGGGACGCAAUAAUGUCCAACACCAAAGUUAAGACGCCAUACAUGAGAUUCUUAAGGAUGAGGAAACCACGUAACAUCAGCAAGAUCUCUUUCAUCGAGAAGUCCCCUGCUGACAGAGAGGCUACCAUGACUGAUCUCUCUGGGUACUCCAGCAGCAUGGAGCAUUCCUCGGAGGUGAAGGUGUGCACUGACUCUUCAAAGACAAAUAUGCAGCUGUUCCCUGACAUGGCACACGCUGUGCACAACAUCAUUCAUGAGAAGACCAUCAUCGACAGUUGUAACGCAACCACACAACUUCAGGGUAACAGCCAACAACAAACAAUCGGGAGGGAUUUUGUAGAAAACCUCAGUUUCUCGAAUUUGCAGGACGAGGUGACACUCAGACAUGGGUGCAGGUCCCAGAGUGCGACAGCACCAAUGCCUCCGAAGCAGUACACCAAGAAUAAUUCAUGGUUGCGCAAUUUCAAACUCACCAAGUGGCCUAAGAAAUCAAGGAAAACCAUGGUUAGCAAGCAGGAACAUGUUUCAGUCGACAACUUAGAACGGGACCCGGCUUCAUUGCCACGGUUUGAACACGAGUUUGGGGAUCCGAGUUACACUUCCACCACCCUGUCGAUUAGGAAAGAGCUUCCACCGACAGAUCUGAAAACGGCUCUCCUUCAAGCGCAGUCCCCUUUGACAGGAUCCUUGCUUGAAAAUCACCGCAGCAUCCUUGCCUCCGGUCGACCUGUCAGCGGCAGCCAAUCUUGCAGACAAGAUGCCAGUAUUCUUAAGAGGAUUCUUCCCCACAGAGCACAGUCGUUCCGAUUCGACUUGCUCAACAUCACGAACAGAAAACAUGCUCGUCUCGAAUGAACAGCAUGUAAUCUACAACAACAAACAAGUUUUUUUUUGUACCAUAGCGUCACACCUGUACCACCAUUUCAGCUGCACAAUGCCGUUUUAUCUUUAUUUAUGCCAGACUUGCCGAAGCUAUAUCAAGGCAAGGCUUUAAUGGAAAGUUCUAUAUAUCCAAUUCCAAGAGGAGGAGGAAGACGGCACUUCUUGAGGUCAGUUAGUAUUUCAUCAGACCUCUCUCUUCACACAUGGUAUAGCACAGUUAAUAUACUCCCCUGUGGUACAUAGCCAUUGUUACAUGCUUGCUCAUUGUUAAUAGUGAUUGUUACAUGCUUAGACACGUGUAAAUAAUGGUCAGUUGAGAUUAUCAUAAGACCCACUUGAUAGAAAUGCAUAAACAGAGCAUGCAUUGCUGCAGGAAAUUAGUUUGCUCUAAGGACACACUCUGGUAGAUUUUGAGCUACUUAGCCUAGCGGAUUAUCCCUUGAUGCAUUUGUUCUACACUUCAAUUUCACCUGUCCAUUACAGUCCCAAGUGCACAUUUAUAAGCGCUUGGUGUUCAUCUCUUGAAUUGCUUGUAUUCUUUAAUACAAUUGCAUUUAAUGCAAGUGCUCUGCAGCUCUUCAAGUUUUUGGUGUUUA
This is a messenger RNA of Physcomitrium patens, 5051 nucleotides long. RefSeq lists its product as uncharacterized. The record is from RefSeq and is a predicted model, not a curated record. Gene Ontology annotation, molecular function: lipid binding. NCBI's taxonomy places the organism in Eukaryota, Viridiplantae, Streptophyta, Bryopsida, Funariales, Funariaceae.